UAACUAUGACAGUAGUGUCCUUAGAAGUGAAGGAAAGUACAGUUUACUUAUGGAUCAGGUUGCUUUCAGGCAACCAGCUUUCUUCCAUAUAGUUCUGCCAAUAUACCUCAAUCCUGAUGUGUAUUAUGCUUUUUUUGAGGUGUCAGCAUCUCUAGCAGAGGUUUGCUAAAUUUGAGAAUAUAGUGGUGCAGGCAGAUAUGUGAGAGAGGAGUCUCCAAGACUAACAAAUCAGUUAACUUUAUUACAUACUUGUGGUUUGAGAGGGUAGUAGUGAAGAGCCGCUUCACCAAUGCACCAUGUCAGUUAAUGGACUGGGAUUGUGUAUUAAAUCCAUCUCCACCUUUCAUGUAUUGUCAGCCAUCCUAAACUGUGAAGCAGCUGUGGUUUUUUUUUCAUUUGGAGAAGGCCUCGCCCACUGUGGGUCAUCUGGUAAUCCAAAGUAAAAUGAACUUCUCAGCACCUUUGCAAAACACUUGAGAGCAACUUUUUUCUCACAUAAGUGAAAAUAUGGCACAGGUUUUAAUAGUCUCUUGAUUAUUGCCUGUAAGAGGUCUUUGCACUGGUUGGCAUUUUCUGUGAGUGUCGGAUGACUUUCAUGGAUGCUUGAAGGGAAUUGGUUUUUAGAUGUAAACACUUGAACAACUGAAGGACUUGGCUUGUGAAGCUGUUCGUAAGCGCACUCUGAAAUCUCUUUUGGACUGUCCAGGUGCAGUAAAUAAAAACUGAAAUUUUACUGCUAGGGGGAGACAGUUUUUUUUUAUAUUUCAGCCAUGCUCUCAGUGGAAUAUCUUUAGGUUUGUUGCCAAAGAAAUAUUUCUGGUAAGUACAGUACCACAUUAUCUCCUUUGAACUUGCAACCUGUACCAAGAUGGAGAAGCUGGCAGGUUGAUACUGUCAGCUGCUUCCGUAACAGUGACCUUGGGAGGUACUACAGCUACUCGUGACAUAGUGCACAUGACUAAAUUCAUUGGGUGACGGGUUUGACUAUCAGCUGCUUCACUCUGGGAUAGUCAUGUUUUUUUCCUACUAUCUUUGUGUUAACUGUCCAAGUGCAACAUCUGCUGAUACCCCUCUAGAGCAGAGCAGUAUCCUGACAUAGAACAGAUGCUUCCUCAUUGCUGGAGCAUAAGGACAAGUCUCCUAGUGUAUUGGUGCUGAUACUGAAUGUACCGAAUUUCUGAUUCGGAGUAAUAUUGUAGCGGUGUUUCCCAUGAGAAUCCAGAGGUAACAACCAACACCAAAGGGAAAUUGGGGGUGGAGGAGUCUCACUUUUCUUUUUUUUUAUUUUUAAAAGAAGCUUCUUGUCAAAAUUAUAGCAAAUACAUCUUAAAUACAUGGACUAAUACAGCGGUUUUCAAACUGUGGGGUGAACCCCCCUGGGGGGCGUGAAGGAACGUGGAGUGGGGGCCACGGGCAAGACAUUUGCAAGGAGCUGGCACCGCUGCAGCCAUGCAGGAGGAUGCGGGGCCGGGGAGCCUGGGCAGACUCCACCAACUGGUUGCUGUACCUCUGGGAGCCCAGCGUGGUGGCAUGUAGCCUAGAGCUGCCAAGCCAGGUGGCGGAGCAGCCAGCUCUGCUGAGCUGAGUCCUAUUGCAGUGGCUGCUAGGAUGAGGGCUGUCCUGUGCCUGGCUGCACUGCUUCUCCUGAGUGGGGGGGAUGACAGCAGGGGUGGGCAUGAACAAAAUUGUAACUUAAAGCAGGGCUCAGCUGAAAGUUUGAAAACUUCUGGACUAAUACGUGCUUCAACGAUAUGUUCAGCAUGGGCGUUGAUCUCAGAUUCCAGUUUGCAUUUUUGUUAUAAUGCACCUGAUCUGUGUUUGUCCUAACUGGAUUGAAAUUCUGAGGUGUUUUUGUUGGGUUUUUUGUGGGUUUUUUUAAGUGCCUGAGGUUGCCAGUUCAAGACAGAUGAAUUGGUAACACUUGAACAACACCACCACCACUAUGCAGGUGUUAUUAAGAGCUAACUAUUCCUUCCUUCUGUAUACAAAAUUAAACCAAAGUGGAGAAUGAGUUUCCCAAAGUCUCUCUCUUGUAAGUGUUUGAAUGUGACAACUUAUCUGCCACACUACUCAAAUGCACCCAAAAGUUAACUUUAGCGUUAGAAAUAUUUACCUGAUCAUAUCCAAGGUGGGUAUGGGGGGGGGUAGCAAUAUUUUGUAGUUGUAUGCAGAUUACUGUAGUACUUUUUCACUUCUACAAAAAUCCAAUUUCCCUUUGAAAGAACUUGAGGAAAACUCUCUAGCAGUAGGUCACUGUUUUGGAUAAUUAAUUCAUCAAGAAUUCAGAAAAAGGUAACCGUGCAAUGUUUUUAGACGUUACUCAAGCAGGGAGCUGAUGAUGUAAUUCGGGAACUGUAAAGCUACAGAGGAGCCAUAACUGCAGUUGUCUUAAUCUGCAUUAUAAUUAUGUUAAUGGUGCCAUAUGUUAACUUCAUGUUUAUUUCUCUCUCACUUCUCCAAUUCAGUGAUCAUGAAAGGUGCCAGGUUGACAGCCCUGAAAACAGAAGCCCUACUUGUCCACAGAACAGUGUGGUAGAGGCACUAAUGAGGAACCUGCUGAAGUUUUAAUGUGCAUGUUCAUGUUAGUCCGUGCUUAAGCAUUUAGUAGACAGAAUGGCCCAGCAAGCAAAUGUUGGUGAGCUCCUCUCAAUGCUGGAUUCUUCGGUUCUUGACAUGGAAGAUAUAACAGCUGCCUUCAAAGACAACCUCAACUCUGACCGUGGACCUAUGCUUGUGAACAACCUAGUAGAUUAUUUCUUGGAAUCCAAUUCUCAGCAGGCAUUGCACAUCCUGUCCAGCUUGCAAGAGCCUCAUGACAAGCACCUACUGGAUAAAAUUAAUGAAUAUAUGGGCAAAGCUGCUACCCGUUUACCCACUCUCUCACUAUUGGGUCAUGUGAUAAGACGACAGCCAUCUUGGAAACACAAGCUUUCUCAAGCACCUCUCCUACUUUCGUUACUCAAGUGUCUCAAGACUGACACAGAUGUAGUAGUACUCACCACAGGCGUUCUAGUGUUAAUAACAAUGCUGCCAAUGAUUCCACAGUCUGGCAAACAGUACCUGCACGACUUCUUCGUUAUCUUUGGCCGUCUCUCAGCCUGGUGCUUGCAGAAUCCAGGUCACGUUCCAGAGAUCUAUCUUGUACACCUUCAUGCCAGUGUUUAUGCUCUCUUUCACCGCCUUUAUGGAAUGUACCCGUGCAAUUUUGUCUCCUUUCUGCGUUCUUACUACAGUAUGAAGGAAAACCUGGAGACCUUUGAAGAGGUGGUCAAGCCAAUGAUGGAACAUGUGCGAAUUCAUCCAGAAUUAGUGACUGGAUCCAAGGACCAUGAACUGGACCCACGAAGGUGGAAAAGACUAGAAACACAUGAUGUUGUGAUAGAAUGUGCCAAAAUCUCCCUCGACCCAGCAGAAGCCUCAUAUGAAGACGGCUAUUGCUCUGUGUCACGGAAAAUCUGCACACGCUUAAAGCAUCAUCAAACUGACCUCAGUGCCAGCCAUUACAGUGAUACACCGAGCAGCUAUGGGACUUCUACACCUAAUUCCACUCCUCGGCUAACACUAUCACAAAUGCCAGGGCAGCUACCUCGGACUCUGAGCCCACAAUCUAUGCAGCUGUCAACUGAGCCACAGCAGGUUACCAUCUGGAGCCCUUCCAUAACUUGUGGUAUGACCACUCCACCAACUUCCCCUGGAAUGAUUUCAUCAGAGUCCUCGCAAACUUCAUCACAACCUUACAGCAAGUUUUUUGGCACAGCUGCAGGUGGGAAAGGGACUCCACUGGGGACACCGGCCACCUCCCCUCCUCCGUCCUGCAUUUCAGAUGACUUUGUACACGUUUCACCCCCUUCAGCUGCUGCCACGCCUCACAAGAAGGAGGACAAACCGGAUCCUGGGAGGCCUUCGCUGUCCCGACAGCAAAAUGUCAUAAACAGCGAGAAAGCAUUGGAAGCACCUGGCAGUAAAAAUUCUGUACCGUUGAGAGAUCUUCCAGAAUUUUUAGGUGGUCUGGCCUAUGAUGAGGACAGCAUUGAAAAGGACAAAGAAGAAGAUGCAAUUUCAAAAGAAAUCUCUGAGAUCACAACAGAUGCUGAGCCCAUGGUGCCUAGAGGAGGUUUUGACUCUCCAUUCUAUCGAAGUUGUGAGAGUUUACUAGGUUGUCAAAAAAAGCCCCAAUCUAUAGCCUUGGGUGUUCAGGGACACAGUCUAACCUCUGAGCAUUUAACCUCUUCUCUGGACAAACCUGGUCCUGAGGGUACACGAGACACACCUAAACAAGCAUUUACUCCUAUAGACAAGCCGUCUGGAGGCACUGGUGAGAACCCUGCUGGUAACGGGGAAGGCCAAACCUCUGUGGAGACCAGUAUCCUCACUCCUAGCCCUUGCAAAGUACCAGCACAGAGAAGGAUAGAGCUUGGAAGUUGGCAGCCUCCCCAGUACGAGCAUCUUUUUGAGGUUGCAUUACCAAAGACUGCCUACCUCUUUGUCAGCAAGAAAACUGAGGAGCUGUUCAAGAAAGCCAAGGGAAAUCUGGAUGAAGACUGUACGUGUUCCACCUCUCCAGUGGAAGUACUGGAUAGAUUGAUACAACAAGGAGCAGAUGCACAUACCAAGGAGCUCAACAAGUUGCCUUUGCCAAGCAAAUCUGCUGACUGGACCCACUUUGGAGGUUCUCCCCCUUCAGAUGAGAUUCAUACCCUGCGUAACCAGUUGCUUUUGCUGCACAGCCAGUUAUUGUAUGAACGCUUCAAAAGGCAACAGCAUGCCCUUCGGAACCGGCGCCUCCUGCGGAAAGUGAUCAAAGCAACUGCACUAGAGGAACAUAAUGCUGCUAUGAAAGAUCAGCUGAAGCUACAGGAGAAGGAUAUCCAGUUCUUGAAGCUUAGUCUGCAGAAAGAGCAGGCCAGGUACCACCAGUUUCAAGAAGAACAUGAUAAUAUAGUGGCUCAGCUUCACAGCCAGAUCAGACAGCUGCAGCAUGACCGGGAGGAAUUCUUCAAUCAGAGCCAGGAGUUGCAGACCAAGCUGGAGGACUGCCGGAAUAUGAUUGCAGAUUUGAGGUUAGAAUUAAAGAAGGCCAAUAACAAGGUGUGUCACACUGAAUUGCUUCUCAGUCAAGUUUCCCAGAAGCUUUCUAACAGCGAGUCGGUUCAGCAGCAGAUGGAAUUCUUGAAUAGGCAACUUCUGGUCCUUGGGGAAGUCAAUGAGUUGUACUUGGAACAGCUGCAGCACAAGCAUGCGGAUACAACGAAGGAAGUGGAAAUGUUGCAGGUUACUUUUCGGAAAGAACUGGAGAAAGCAAAAUUCUAUGUUCAACAGCAAAGCCAAAGGCUCGAUGCCUCCCAGAAACGGAUAAUUGAAUUGGAGUCUCAGCUUGCAAAGAAAGACCAUCUCUUCUUGGAGCAAAAGAAAUACCUAGAGGAUGUCAAAAUCCAAGCAAGAGGCCAGCUGCAAGCAGUAGAGAGCAGGUACAAGGCCCAGAAAAGAAUUACACAAGCGUUUGAGUUGGAGAUAUUGGAUCUGUAUGGCCGACUAGAGAAGGACAGCCUACUGAGAAUGAGAAAACUUGAUGAAAAUGCAGAAGCAGCGGAAGUAGCAGAAGAAAGGCCAGAUUGUGGGAAUGAAGGUUGUGCUGACCCUGUGGCAGGGUACAGUGAAGAAGCAGUUGGCAGAAAUGGAGAGACCAAACCUCCCAGCACCCAUGGUAGCAACAACAGUAAAGGUGGCAGCAGCAGUGAGUUGUCCACGCCAGAGAAGCCCCAAAACCAGAGAUUGGGGUCGUUCGGCAGUCGCUGGGAAACAACCGUGUCACUGGAGCCCUCCACUAGUGUCCCAUUAACUGUAGGCUCGCUCCCCAGCUCCAAAAGCUUCCUUGGAAUGAAGGCACGUGAAUUAUUCCGCAACAAGAGUGAGAGCCAGUGUGAUGGGGAGGGGGCAGUGAUCAUCAAUAGCCUUUCCGAUACUCUAAAGACUGAACUCUGUAAAGAUCCAAGCAUGGAGGUAAAGACUCUGCCAGGCCCCGAGAACCCCAGUCCCUCGUUGAAGAACCAGGAAAGCAGUGUUGGACAGCUUCAUAUCAUGGACUAUAAUGAAACUCAUCAUGACCACAGUUAAAAAGGAAGAUAGUCAAUCAGUGUUAUUUUCAUAUUCUUGGCAUAGAACAGGAGGUGUGAAUGCAAGUUUAACUAAAAGCUUUUCUGUUUCGUGGGUCUGAGCGGCUAGCUCGUGCAGCGGAAACAGGAUUAACGUCCAUUAAAAGAAAAUACCUACCAAAUGAUUGCAAAAUGGAUUUGGGGUCUGGAAUUGUAAUGCCCAGCCUAACUUUUGCUUCUCUCCUCAAAUCCAAUCUUUAGCAGCUUGUACUAAUUUGAAGGGACAACUGUUAGCAUUUGCAGGUGUGUUUUUGUUUUUUGUUUUCUUGUUUUGUGGGAGAGGUUCCCCCUUUCUCCUCUCUCUCCCUACCUCCACCCCCAUUCCUCCCCGCUUCUUUCCUUCCCAGUGAGUGGCUGCAUCCUAUGAACUUGAGUGCAAUAUGAGGCCAAAUUAACAUGUAACCAUCUUCAUAUUAAUGCUUUGUUUUUUCUCAGCUAGUUUUCGGUUAGAGCAGCUCACUGUGCUGCCCUUGCAGGUGAUAUUUGGCUACUUUUCUCCUAGAAAGGAGUAAAAACCAAUUUUUAGUGCACUCAUCGGACAGUCUUUUAUUUGGCUCCAUUUUCCCCUCUGCUCCCCCAUACCCGAACCUUCAUUUUUAUGUUGGACUCUGGUCAAAGAACAGACUGGUUAAAGAACAGUGCAUAGCUGCAAAAUCCUGCAUUCACCCUAGUUCAUAACCAUUAUUUUUGCUGUCCUUAAUAUUUCCUGGAAACAUAUGUGAACCAAGAUUUGGUGGGGUCGGGGAGAGUUUCAGUUUCUUUUGAGGGUUGUUUCCUGUCACUCCCCAAGGAACCGAAGGUUGUAAUGCAGAGGCAAUUGCGUUGUUUUUUUUUUUUCUUUUGCUGUAGUCUGUUAACUCUCUUCUGGGGCGGGAGGGUUUUGUGUUCGGUGUUUAAUUGACACUGGUACUGACCUGACCAGUUGUGAGAGCUGAACACGCGAGGGAGAGGGUUUUGGGGUGGCCCCAAGGAGGACAGCCUGUAGAGAUUGUGUGCAAAGCAAUGGGUUCACUAACUUUCAGAAACAGCAUUUCUCAAAGCUGGGAGAUUCUUGUGCUGUCUUGCCUCUUUUGAUCAUGGUCUUUGUGCCCAGCCUACCAAGACCAUCACAUCCUGCAUCUAAGAAUCUCUGCUUUCUUUCCCAGGAGUAGCUUUUCCAAGCCUGAGUCAAGAACCAUUAGACAGAUGCCAAAGGAUGUGUUGCCCUCUCUACCUCCUGUGCUCUUGCUCCCUUUGCUGCAGGGGUUCUUUCAGUUCUACCUGUGUCCACCCAACUCUCUCCCUGUCUCUUAGGUACCCUUCCCCCUUCCACUGUCCCUGAGAGAUUGUGCGCUGCCUCUCCAGUGGAUGUGGCUGAAAGUGAAGUCCAGAAUCCCAUCCUGCAGCCUUUCUGUGUUUGUUACUCCUUUUGAAGCCAGUGGAAGAGUUUCACAUGCAGAAGGGCUGUGGGACCAGGCAUUAUGGCAUGGAUCAGACUUGACUUGUCUUUUUGGCAGAAGAGAAUCUUUUAUUGGGAAAGCUAAAAGCCCGGAUUUGUCUGGGGCAAGGAUCACUUAGUCUGUAAUGUGAAUCCUGUCAGGCUUCUGAACUGCACUGCAUCAGUGUUCUACUUUGUAGAUCUAGUUUUUCUUAAAUGCUUAAUGUGGACAGCAGGUGUUUUUAAGACUCUUCCCUCCCUCCCCUCCCCAUAAAAAUAAUGUCACUUGUCUUAGUGUUAGUAGCUUAACCCCUUCUUAACCUCUAAAUAGGGACAGAACCUGUCAAGGAAGGCUGGCAUUCUGCUAGCUUGAGAAACAGAGCUGCUUUCUUCCUGUGACCCUGACAGUACCUCCUUUGUGUUUCCACCUCUCCCAGAACUCCUAGGUCUAAAAUACAUUUCAGCCUCUCUGACAUUAACAUUAUACUGAAUGCCCUACUCAGUGAGUCAGUCCUAACUCUGAAAGUGAAGGUGAAUUUCAGUGGCAGUGUCAAAGCGCGAAUGUGUGUGGAACAGAAAAUAGAGGUCCGUGGUACGUGACAGACUAGUUCUGCUGACAAGUCUGUAGACUAAGAUUGCAUGAUUGCUGCAGUAGAAAAGGAUUCUAUGCAGAUUUGGAGGCUUUCUCCCCCUCGCCCCUACCAAGUUCUGGUCCCUGAAAAGCAAAUGGUUUGCACAUGGCCCUUGAAAGGGCUGGCUCAGCAACUGGAUGCAGUUUUUACAGGAAUCCACUAGACCAUCCUUUCAAUUCUCAGAGUGCUUGUGGACUAGGCUGCUACAUGGCGAUUCACUUUUUGGUUGCAGGGCUGUUUUUGUUGUGUAGUAGCAAAACUGUCCUUGCGUUCCCAUAAGCUCAUCAGUCGGUGGCCCUUUUGUAUUUUAAAAGGGUUUUAACACUGGCAUGGUAUUGGAAACCACUUUUAUGGUUUAUCUAUGGACCACAGAGAUUAUGGAGGAACAAAUUUUUGCCAUUGUUUUGUAAAUCUAAAAUCAUGGAUCUGCUGUAUGUAGUUAACUUGCAGUUUGUUUAAAGGGAUCCCAUCAGUGAAGUGGAAACAGAUUUUUUUUUUUUUUAACUGAUUGCUUUUAGUUAAAUCUAAAGAUGCUGUCAUUGUCGAAAGUUGAUCUGUUCCCUGCCUCGCUCUUUGUAAGCAUGUUAAACAAUCCACAUUAAAUGCCAUAAAUAUGAAAUGCAAGGAAAAAUGGUACAAUCUAAGCUAAAGAGAACCUAAACCAAAAGGAGGUUUUGCUGUCCUUAUUAGAAUGUUCUAAAAUGUCAAGGCAGUUGCUUGUGUUUAACUGUGAACAAAUAAAAAUGUAUUGUUUUGCACUA
Molecule: messenger RNA, 8962 nt
Organism: Alligator mississippiensis (American alligator)
Lineage: Eukaryota; Metazoa; Chordata; Crocodylia; Alligatoridae
Gene: TSC1
Product: TSC complex subunit 1
Exons: 22
Coding region: 2614-6114 (1166 amino acids)
Biological process (GO): negative regulation of TOR signaling; regulation of cell cycle; negative regulation of cell population proliferation
Cellular component (GO): TSC1-TSC2 complex
Source: RefSeq, a predicted model, not a curated record